Messenger RNA from Pieris brassicae (large cabbage white), 5791 nucleotides. RefSeq lists its product as uncharacterized. The transcript is spliced from 6 exons. The record is from RefSeq and is a predicted model, not a curated record. Lineage: Eukaryota; Metazoa; Arthropoda; Insecta; Lepidoptera; Pieridae. The coding region runs from base 1 to 5610 and encodes 1869 amino acids.
AUGCGGGCAACUCGCGCGAGCCUGCCCUUAGUGGCCCUAGUUUUCCUUUUUACACAAACGCAGGCGCAGAAAUACAUACUUUGCAAAUCACAUGGAUCAGAAGAUUGUCAAUUAUACUCAUCGAAUCAAGAUCAAGAUGACAUCGCAAUAUCACCAUCACACGUGUGUGGUGCAAUCAGUUCUUUUGAAGUGACGAGAUUGCGUGACCAAUUUCACACGGUUGAACCACUUGGACUCGUUAAGGGAUUUACAAAAAAUAUAUUUUGUAAAGUAGUUGUUCACGUCAACACUGCUAAUCUACAUGAACCAUUCGUUUAUUUUCGCCCUCGGUAUUCAAGAGCUCGAAGACAGGCAACCUUUACUCCCAGAGGAAAAUAUCGAGGCCAAACUCAGUCACAAUACUUGGCUAUAGAUAAAGGAAAUGGAAAAGACGAGGGCAAGGCGGAGGCCCAUUCUGCAGCAGAUUCUUCAAGAGCAAGUGUCAGUGGUAACAGCGGAAUGGGCCAAGCACAAAGCCAGUCCAUUUAUGAUCCGAGUUGCGAUGAUUGCUACGGCGCACCAAGACAGGAAGUCGAGAGCUUAAGACAUCAGCCCGGAAGAACAACAGAUUACGGUCGAAGCUGGCCUGGCACUGGCCCUGAGUAUUCAUCGCGUCAUCCUGGAGGAACUAGGCAUCCAGGCCAAUCGCCUGAUACUUACUCAUAUAACCCAGACAGCACAGGUUUGAAUAGUCCAAAUGGAUAUAUCGGUAGUAGUUACAGACCAGAUGGCAAAAUUAUACCAGGGUCGUCGUCUGACAAUCAACGAACCGGUUAUGGCCCUGGUGGGGAUAGAAGUGGCUAUGGUCCAUCUUAUAAUUAUGGUCCUCGAGGCUCAGGAUCGAGUUAUCCCGGCAGCAAUGGUUAUGGACCAGGAAAAGAUAUCCAAUCAGGGGGAGUCGGUCCAGAUAGUCCGUAUAGAAACGGCGGAACUCCCUCAGACAGAUUUGGAGGACAAACAGACAGGUCUCUUCCAAGUGGCAAUUUACCUAAAAGUGACACAAACCCAUUAAAUACAGGUAAUAAUUAUGGUUUGCCACAGAAAGGCUACCCGGUUCAGGCCGGUGGUCACAAUGGUAUGCCUAUAAACGAUUUAAAUGACCAAACCAAAUAUCCAACUCCAGGUGGCAGAGGCGAACCAAGUUCACGGGGAAAUUACAUACCAAUCAUACCAGGUCAAACUGGAAAGAAUAAUAAUAACGUGCAACAUUAUCCAAAUAAAAAUUAUAAUCAACCUUCCGUUAAUCCCGAUGAUGGUUCCUAUUACAAUCCAAGGCCAAGUGGACCUUACUCUCCAGGACAAAAUGGAGGAGAAAGUUAUAUACCGAGUGGGUCGUCUAUACCACCUGGUCAACUAAAUGCUUUUAAUCCAAAAACAAGACCUGAUAAUGCACCACCAGGAGCUAACGGUCAAGCAAUUGUUCCUCAGCAGACUCCAACGGGUAUUGCUAAUUAUGAUCGGAACAGUUAUCCCCCUGGUUCAUAUGUAUCAGGAGGCAACCAGGGAAAUUGGCCACCUUCAGGCCCAUUCCAAGGGCCUGAUGGAAAAUCUUAUGUUUGUUGUGAAGUACCUGAGACGACAAAACUACAAAGUGCUUAUGGUCAAAAUAGUGGAGGGAGCCCCAAGAAUCUAUUAGCUCCAGGAGUAACUCAGCCUGGAGAAAAUUAUGGAUCUGAAGGACCAGGGGAACGCCAUAAUGUCCAAAAUGGACCUAGACAAUAUAGCCCAGAACUUGUAAGUGGUUUUAGACCGGGCGGACAGUAUCCAUAUCCAAGUAACAAAUAUACUCCUCCAGGAAAUCAAUUUGUUCAUGGAAACGAUGGCUACGGUGCAGGUGGACAGUAUAAUCCAAGAGGACAAUAUUUACCAGGGAGUGGAUCACAAUCAGGCGUCGUGGGUCCAGGCAGGCAAGUCACGUCUGGAAGUAGCCCUGGAAUAGGAAUUGGUGGACAAUAUUCUCCUGGUGCUGGUCCUUCUACGGGAUCAGGUGGACAGUACAUUCCUGGAAGAGAUAUAGGCUCCGAAACUGGAGGACCUGGAGGUCAAUAUUCUCCUAGUAUUGGUCCUUCUACAGGAUCAGGUGGACAAUACAUUCCUGGAAGAGAUAUGGGUUCAGGAAAUGGAGGCCCUAGAGGUCAAUAUUCUCCUAGUACUGGUCCUUCUACGGGAUCAAGUGGGCAAUACAUUCCUGGAAGAGAUAUGGGUUCCGGAAAUGGAGGCCUUGGAGGUCAAUAUUCUCCUGGUGCUGGUCCUUCUACGGGAUCAGGUGGACAAUACAUUCCUGGAAGAGAUAUAGGUUCCGGGACUGGAGGCCCUGGAAGCCAAUAUUCUCCUGGUCCCUCUACAGGAUCAGUUGGACAAUACAUUCCUGGAAGGGAUACGGGUUCUGGAAAUGGAGGCCUUGCAGGUCAAUAUUCUCCUGGUACUGGUCCUUCUACGGGAUCAGGUGGACAAUACAUUCCUGGAAGAGAUAUAGGCCCCGGAACUGGAGGUCCUGGAGGUCAAUAUUCUCCUGGUACUGGUUCUUCUACGGGAUCAGGUGGACAAUACAUUCCUGGAAGAGAUAUAGGUUCCGGGACUGGAGGCCCUGGAGGUCAAUAUUCUCCUGGUACUGGUUCUUCUACAGGAUCAGUUGCACAAUACAUUCCUGGAAGGGAUAUGGGUUCCGGAAAUGGAGGUCCUGGAGGUCAAUAUUCUCCUGGUACUGGCCCCUCUACGGGAUCAGGUGGACAAUACAUUCCUGGAAGGGAUAUAGGUUCCGGGACUGGAGGUCCUGGAGGUCAAUAUUCUCCUGGUACUGGUCCCUCUACGGGAUCAGGUGGACAAUACAUUCCUGGAAGAGAUAUAGGUUCCGGGACUGGAGGCCCUGGAGGUCAAUAUUCUCCUGGUACUGGUUCUUCUACGGGAUCUAGUGGACAAUACAUUCCCGGAAGAGAUAUAGGUUCCGGGACUGGAGGCCCUGGAAGCCAAUAUUCUCCUAGUACUGGUCCUUCUACAGGAUCAGUUGGACAAUACAUUCCUGGAAGGGAUAUGGGUUCCGGAAAUGGAGGUCCUGGAGGUCAAUAUUCUCCUGGUACUGGUCCCUCUACGGGAUCAGGUGGACAAUACAUUCCUGGAAGAGAUAUAGGCUCCAGAACUGGAGGUCCUGGAGGUCAAUAUUCUCCUGGUACUGGUCCCUCUACGGGAUCAGAUGGACAAUACAUUCCUGGAAGAGAUAUAGGCUCUGGGACUGGAGGCCCUGGAGGUCAAUAUUCUCCUGGUACUGGUCCUUCUACGGGAUCAGGUGGACAAUACAUACCUGGAAGAGAUAUAGGUUCCGGGACUGGAAGCCCUGGAGGUCAAUAUUCUCCUGGUACUGGUCCUUCUACAGGAUCAGGUGGACAAUACAUUCCUGGAAGAGAUAUAGGUUCCGGGACUGGAGGCCCUGGAGGUCAAUAUUCUCCCGGUACUGGUUCUUCUAUGGGAUCAGGUGGACAAUUCAUUCCUAGAGGUUCCGGGUCAGAAACCAGUAGCUCAGGAGGCCCCUUUAAUCCUGGAGAAGGUCAAUACGAUUUUGCCAAUGGAUCACCUUCUGGUCGUGAAGGGCAAAGGACUAAUUACAGGCCUGAUUCGGGAACUGGAGGUGGAAGUGGUCAGUAUACACCUAGUCUGACUGGUUCCGGCGGCAGCUUACCUAGUGGACCAUCUCUUCCUGAAGAUAAAUACGUUUAUAGAAACAGUCCUGAUAAAGUAGGUGGAGGACCGAAUGGCCCAUAUGGAAAUUCUGGAUCAAUUGGAAGCGAUGGUACUUUGCGGUAUCCAAAUGGCCAGACUGGCUCGCAAUAUGAGGUUGGAGGAACAAAUCCUACAUACAAUAAUGUACCACAAAAUUAUGUUGAUCCCCAGUCUGUCGCUAAUGAGGACGAUUCAGAAGCAGAAGCAGUUGUAUCUCAAGCAAUCAAUGGUACAACGGCCAGUGCAACUUCAAAGGGAGGAAAUGAUAAAGCGCGUGCUCAGACUCAUGUACAAGGAACAUAUUCAGGAAGUGGUUCAUUCCAAGCACAAGCACAAAUAGCAGGUGAAAACAAAGAGGCUGAAAGCGAGGUAAGUGGAGGCAAGAAAGGAGCGUCAAGUUCAGCAACUGGAAGUGGCCGUAAUAAUAAAUCUCAAGCAAGUGUUCAAUUAGGAUCUGAGACAGGAUCCGUACAAACAAAUUCCCAGAGUAGUGGGGCAAUGCAUUCUUCUAACUCACAAGUACAAGGCAGCGUUAAGGGAGGUACAGCUGACGCUCAAGCGCGUGGUCCUGGCAGCACAUCGUCGCAAGCACAAAUUGGAUUCACCCCAUACAAAGAUAAUGAAAAGUCAAAGCACGAUCUUCAGAAAACUCCGUUUGUCGGUGGAGGAAUGGCAUCAGCCCAAUCAAGUGGACGAACUGGUCAGUCACAAUCUCAAUUACAUGGUACCUUUAAGUAUGGUAUAACAUAUAACGGUGCCGCUCAGGCUGGGGCUAGUAUUGAUAAGGAUGCCAUAUUCCCGAAUAGACUAGCAUUUGAAAAAAUAGAUGUCUUCAAUGAGAAAGAUAAGAAUAUAAACGUGGAUCUCACUGAACCACCGCUGGAACUAGAAACUGAAAAAACACCCGAGACAACGCCAGCACUUCCAGAACUAGUAGUGGAAGAACAAAAAGAGGAAGAAGUAACAACAACGGAAAAGAGUUUUGAUGAAUCAUUAACAGAUUCAGAAAGUAAAUAUGAUGCUCAUCCCCACGCGGACCAUCAUUCUUAUGAGACCACACCCUUGGAACCUACUUUAACAGAUAACAGGCGAUCAUUCCACAAUUAUUAUGGCACCGAAUACGAUACGUACACGACAGAUAAAGACGACAAUGAUGAUUAUGAUCCUGAGAGCGCUUUCAUACCAGACGGAACGGAAGUCGAUCAAGGAGCCGAGUUUCCUAAUUAUGACGAAUACAGAGGAGAUGCCACCCAUCAAUCUCUACAAAGCCCGAGAAAGGGAGUAGAUGUGCUUCAAAGCACGGGUGGUAAUACGCAACACAUUGUUUUGGGAUCUCUUAAAAAGCACGACGCCGAAAUAACGCAGAAAAGUUCGGAAAGGCCAGACGAAAAAAGAAUAUACCAGCCUGGGGAGCGUGUGCCCGGCACAGGAGGAUAUACUAUACCCAUCGGUUUUACAGGAAGUGUGAAAUCAGUUGCUUCAAAAGACAAGACAUACGUAGUCGGCUCUAGGGAUUCUCCAUCUCAGGCGCAGACCGUCACUCUUACUCCUGGCACGGGAAAAGUCAAGUAUACAUAUCCUUCGAGUUACGGUAAAUACGUCCAUCCAACUAACUUACGUUCACUCAAUAGUAGACGUGAUGACGAUCGGUACGUUUCCAUGUCUAAAUCGGUGACCAGAGAUUUGGACAAUGACAAUAAUAUAAGAAAACAAUACUCACACACUUACUACACAAAGUCGUCCUCCUGUGGCUACUUCACUUUUACGUGUACAAUGGUAAGUAGCGCCGAAGGAAAGAAGAAAGUAUGUAAGCCGAAAAUACCAACCAAUCCCGAUGGUACGCCAAUAAGGUGCUAAUGUCCAAAAUACUGAUACAGUAGUUUUAUACACUCAAUGCUACUUAAUAUUGUAUUUUAAUUACUGACUUAGGGGAGGUCCUUAGUAUUUUAAUUAUAUGUAAAUAGACUUAAUUACUGUAAAAUAUACUUAGGCUAUAGAGGAAUGUAAAUAGUGUAAUUAAGUGAAGAUUAAACCUAUA